Messenger RNA from Oreochromis niloticus (Nile tilapia), 1702 nucleotides. RefSeq lists its product as uncharacterized. The transcript is spliced from 2 exons. The coding region runs from base 105 to 1160 and encodes 351 amino acids. Gene Ontology annotation, molecular function: nucleic acid binding. The record is from RefSeq and is a predicted model, not a curated record. NCBI's taxonomy places the organism in Eukaryota, Metazoa, Chordata, Actinopteri, Cichliformes, Cichlidae.
UCUUGUAACUGAGUGGUUUUCGAAGUUUGGUGUGCCUGCCCGUAUUCAUUCCGAUCAGGGUCGUAACUUUGAAAGCUCCCUGAUCCAGCAGCUCUGCAAGUUUUAUGGUAUUGAGAAGUCCCAUACUACUCCUUAUCAUCCGGCUGGAAAUGGUCAGUGCGAACGUUUUAAUAGGACUUUGCACAAUUUGUUGCGGACCCUGCCAGUAUCCAGAAAAAGACUGGAAUGUAUGUUUGCCCCAGUUACUCUACUGUUAUAACACCACUCCCCAUCAGGCUACUGGGGAAACUCCAUUCUUAUUGAUGUUUGGGCAAGAACCCAGGUUGCCAGUGGACUUUCUGUUGGGCAGAGUACCGGACCCCAUCAAUGGAGAUGUGCACGAGUGGAUUCAGGAGCAUCAAGCCCGGCUACAGGUUGUACAUGAAGGAGCCAAGGAACGACUGCAAUUGGCUGCCGACCGCAGAAAGAGGCACCAUGAUAAAAAUGUGAAAGAGGCGCCAUUGAACGACGGGCAGUUGGUGUUCCUGCGCGAUUUGAGUGGAAGAGGGAGAUGUAAAAUCCAAGAUCGAUGGAAACCAGCGGUAUAUAGAAUCCUGAAGGCACCUAAAGGAGGUGGGGCAGUAUAUACCAUUGCACCUGCAGAUGAUCCUAGCAGUGUGAAGCAUGUUCAUCGUACCUUGCUGAAGGCUGUGGUAAUGGCACCUACACCAUCAGAAGGGCCUGCUCCGUGCGGUAGCCCACAUGGACCAGAAAUAUCAUCCGCAGAGCCAGAACAUGACUCAUCAAGUGACAGUGACCUGUUAUUCCUGAGCAUAGGAGCUCCUCAAGUAAAUGUUUCACCAUCUUACAGCCCAGUGGCAGUGAUUCCAAGUAGCUCUGAGUUGUUGCUCCCGCCAGAAGAUCGAACUUCCGAUGUUCCAGCCACUUGUACAGUUACUCCGAGUGCAGCACCAGUUCCAUCUAGCUCUCUUCCUGUUCCCACUACGAGCUCUGAUACAAGAAAUAUUGUUGUGCGAAGAACCGCACGGUCCACGGCCGGCCAGCAUUCAAACAUCCAUCAUCUCCCAAGACCAACAGGGGAGGUGGCACAAGGGGCUGCAAACUCUAUUUCUGAGCUUAGAAUACAUACUGUCUCUGCAUUUUUUAGGCCUUGGGAUUAACCUGGGUGUCUUUGUAAUCCAUCGUCGGGGCGACGAUGCAAAAAGGAGGGGUAGAUUGUGGCAGGAUGAAUGUUAUCCCUCGGUCCAACCCACUUUCAGCCUGGCGCAUUAGGGGGCGCUAGUAUAAAUAGUGGCCAUUUGAGUGUCCCUGGAUCGCUUACCUGUGACCUCCUUUUUGGUCACCUGACUUCCUGUUGGUGUUGCUGAGCUUAGUUGCGGGUUACUUUUCUGAAGCCUCCAUCGCAGCUGAUGCGGAGUGCCGACGUGGAGGAGACCAGGGUGCCUUGGUGGUGGGAUCCUCUGAGUGUACACUCCUGCCUUGUUUAGUUUAUUAGUGUGAGUGUGUGAUAGUGUGCUGCACUUGUGUCUUGGUGUAUUUUCUUCGUUUUUUGAGUUUGUGUGUGUGGCAUCCCUCCCCUCCACUGGUAAGCCUCAGCUCUGAAUACCUUUUUAAGCAUAUUUGUACAUGAAUAUUUAUGAUUGUGCUUUUAUAUGGUGUUUUAAAUAAUUAUUAAUAAAUUGUCAAUUUGUUUAUCAUUGAA